This is a messenger RNA of Synchiropus splendidus (mandarinfish), 1206 nucleotides long. RefSeq names its product homeobox A5a (gene hoxa5a). Gene Ontology annotation, molecular function: DNA-binding transcription factor activity, RNA polymerase II-specific; RNA polymerase II cis-regulatory region sequence-specific DNA binding. Gene Ontology annotation, cellular component: nucleus. The record is from RefSeq and is a predicted model, not a curated record. Gene Ontology annotation, biological process: regulation of transcription by RNA polymerase II; anterior/posterior pattern specification. Bases 89 to 889 code for a protein of 266 amino acids. The transcript is spliced from 2 exons. NCBI's taxonomy places the organism in Eukaryota, Metazoa, Chordata, Actinopteri, Syngnathiformes, Callionymidae.
CGCAGUAAAGAGCUUCAGCCACAAAUCAACAAUUCUCUCCACCACAACAACAAACACACAAACAAACCCAGGCUGGAAUUGUCAACAAAUGAGCUCCUAUUUUGUCAACUCAUUUUGCGGUCGCUACCCGAAUGGCGCGGACUUCCAGUUGCAUAAUUAUGGAGAACACAGCUCUGCUAACGAGCAGUACCGGGACGCCACGGCGGUCCACUCCGGCAGGUUCGGAUACGGCUACAACGGAGUGGACCUGACGGUAGGUCGGAGCGGCGGCGGCCACUUCGAGCGCGGAUACUCCCCGAGCCAUUCGGCGGCGGCGACCCCCGCCGUGGACCCGUCCAGGUACGCGCAGUCCACCCACACCAGCAGCAGCAGCAGCGCAGCCUCGUCUCUGUCACCUGAGCCCAUGCCUUGCUCGUCGGUCGCGGCUCAGGUCGGCGAGUCCACGCAGCAACAGCAGCAGCAGCAACACCGAGGCGUGAAAGCCUCCAUUCCCGCUCCCACCUGCGCGACCCCGUGCCCGAGCCGGGAGUGUGGGUCCAAGUCCGUGGAGGAGGAGAAGGCGUCGGGCAGCGAACCCACAACCCCACAGAACGACUCCACGCAGCCUCAGAUCUACCCUUGGAUGCGGAAACUCCACAUAAGUCACGAACUGUCCGGACCCGAGGGGAAGCGGGCCAGAACCGCCUACACCCGCUACCAGACCCUGGAGCUGGAGAAGGAGUUCCACUUCAACCGCUACCUGACCCGCAGGCGGCGUAUCGAGAUCGCGCACGCCCUCUGUCUCUCCGAGAGACAAAUCAAGAUCUGGUUCCAGAACCGCAGGAUGAAGUGGAAGAAGGACAACAAGCUGAAGAGCAUGAGCAUGGCGGCUGCAGGAUACAGACCAUAACAGCUCCACCACUUUACAAAGAAAAAAAAAAAGAAAGAAAAGUUGGAGGUCGUAGCUGGACUUGAUCACCUCCGCCCUCUCUGUGUCCAACCGUUUUUCAUUUCGGGAUCAAUUAGAACUAGAGGAAGCCUAAAUUAUUUCACGUCACACACCAACACUUUGGGCGUGUGUCCUGUACAUGUGUGUAUUUAUUGUUCUGCCUCGUGAGAUUUUGGUGUGUAGCUUCGCCUCGUAUUUGUUCAGCUGUCUUCUGUAAAGAAAAUGUUUUUUCAAAAGACUUGAAGUUCUGUCAUGAUGAUAUAAAAAAAAAGUGAUGA